Rotaria sp. Silwood1 is the source of this 2292-nucleotide messenger RNA. Lineage: Eukaryota; Metazoa; Rotifera; Eurotatoria; Philodinida; Philodinidae. The record is from the annotation of a GenBank genome assembly.
AUGAUUUCAACAGAAUCUAAAUUUUAUACUUCGAAAAAUUCAAUUUCUGAAUCUUUACAAAUACGAACUAAUAAACAUCGUUGUUUUGUGUUUUGUAUUGGACAUACAUCAUUAACAUGUGUACCAGGUAUUGGUAAAAAAAAUAAAUAUUUAUUAAAUCAAUCUGGUAUACAUGAUUUAACAACACUUUAUUCAAAAUAUCGUUCAAUAAAUAAUAUUGAAAAUUUUAAACAAUGGUUAGAAAAUGAUAUUGGCUUUACAUCAUAUCAAGCAAAAAUGACAACAUGUGGACUUAGUACAAAAUUAGGAAAAAUUCAAGAACUUGAUAAAGGUUUAAUACCAAUUUGUUGUUCAACAAAAGAAAGACGAGAAGAAAAAUAUAAAUUAUUAUUUCAUAAUAAAAAUAUUAAUAAACGAAUUCACAAUAUGAAAUUAAUAAAUGAAAAAAAUAAAAAGUUAAAAAUUGAAAAAAACAAAUCAAAAAGUUUAUUAACAAAUUCUUCUUAUGAUCAAAUAGAAAGUCUAAAAUUAUUCAAUACAUUAACGCAAGAAGAAACUAGUUUAUUACCUCAUGAAGUUUCUUUCGGUGAAAAAUUUAAAGUUAAUAUUGAUUCAAUACAAUCAACAAAACAGAACAGUUCGUCAUUGGAUAUGAAUAAUAUACAAAAUAUAGAUUCAAACCAAACAACUACAUCACAUGAAUUUCCUAAAAUUAAUUUAUUAUUAGACAGUGAACAUUCAAAACAAUUAGAGAUAAAUCAAAUUCACAACAAGAUUGACAAAACACUAUCAACAAUAGAAUCAUCCAAUAUUUCUGAACUACAGCAAUCUAAAGACAAUCGAGAUCAACAAAUGAAAAUUAACUAUUCCAAAGAGAUUACCACUAAUUCUAUACCACAAGAAUUCGAUUCAAUUUCAUCAUCUGAAUUACCGAUAGAAAAUAAAGCUCAAUCAAAUGAAUACUCGCAAGACUAUGUUAUUAAUCAAUCUGAUUCAUCAAUGAAUAAAUCUCAACAAAAUCAAUUUCAAGAACAAAUUGAAAAAAUUGUUCGUCGUAUAAUGAAACAAGCUACACAUAUUGUCAGUGAAGUUCAUCAAUCAUCACAAGCCAAUACUAUAUUAUUUACUAAAGCUAACUCAAUAGAAUUGUCUUCUAUUCAAAUGCCAAUAUUUGAAAUGAAAAAUUCUAAUGAUAAAGCACAAUCUAUAAUCUUAUCACAAAGGCAAGAUGAUCAACAUCGUACUACACCAUCGAAAUAUAUUCCAUUAGCUGAACAACUUGCUCAAACAGGAUCAAAAAAGCUAACAACAACUUUAGAGUCUAAUAGUAACGAUGUUCGAUCUCUACAAUUAUUAGAACAAGAUAGUUCAGUACGAAAAAAGUACUUUUCUUUUACCAAUGAUCGAUUAAAACAAUCAUUUACAAACACAAGUUCUCUAAAUCCAAUAAAUCAAUUUAAAAAUAAAGAAAAUUCUUAUGAAAACUCGAUAUCUACACAUAUUCAACAAGGAUCUAACAACAUAUUUCCCAUUGUACAUCUUAUCGACAAGAUAACAAAUAAUCUUACCUCGCUAUCAAACACAGCCUCAUUAUCAUCAAGUUCUAUGCAAUCAAUACAUAAUAUUAAUUCAUUUAUAGAUAAAGUACAAACUAAUUCUACUGAUAAAAACUAUUUCGAAAAAGAAACAAAUUCAAUAAUUAAACAUGAUUAUGUACUUUUAAAUACUUCAACUAGCAAGAAUAAAUUUGAAUCAAUAUCUACAUCAAAUUUCAAUCAAAUAUCUGAUUUUACUACUGAAAUUUCUAUGAAUAAAAUUUCAACAGAACAUCACAAACAAACAUCACUAUUAACUACAACUCUUUUCAAUGACAAUAAAAAAUAUAAACUUAAUACUACAACAAUGAUACCAUUUUAUCAUUUAAAUCAAUUACCAAUAUCACAGAAAAUAAAAGAUAAUGAAUUCAUAAAUAAAAAUCUAUCUGAAAUAAUAAAUAAAAAUGAAAUACUGAAUCGAAUAUUUAAUCCAUCAACUCCUAAAUCAUGUUAUCCUCUUUGGAAUAAUAUAUCAAAUGAAAAACUUCUAUCUCAACAUAAAAAUAAUCAUUUGAUUUUAAUAGAAAAAGAUAAAUUUUCUAAAGAAAAUAAUCAUAAUGAUUAUAAUCAAAAUUAUCAUUCAUCAACUACAUUAUUUACAUUUAUUACAAGACAACAAUACGUAAAAGAACAACAAACACUUAAUGAACAUAUUCUCUAUGUUAAACAAACCAAACCUUUAUAUAAAUCAUCAUAG